AUGCAGGCUUUUCUAAAAGGCACAUCUGUCAGUACUAAACCACCACCGAAGGAUCGAGUAGCUGCCACAGCUGGAAGCAGUGGAGAGAACAAGAAAGCCAAACCUGUUCCGUGGGUGGAAAAAUAUCGCCCAAAAUGUGUGGAUGAAGUCGCUUUCCAGGAAGAAGUGGUUGCAGUACUGAAAAAGUCUUUAGAAGGAGCUGAUCUCCCUAAUCUCUUGUUUUAUGGGCCACCUGGAACUGGAAAAACAUCCACUAUUCUGGCAGCAGCUAGAGAGCUUUUUGGGCCUGAGUUGUUUCGAUUGAGAGUUCUUGAAUUAAAUGCAUCUGAUGAACGUGGAAUACAGGUUGUUAGAGAAAAAGUGAAGAAUUUUGCUCAAUUAACUGUGUCAGGAAGUCGUUCAGAUGGGAAGCCAUGUCCACCUUUUAAGAUUGUGAUUCUGGAUGAAGCAGAUUCUAUGACCUCGGCUGCUCAGGCAGCUUUACGACGUACUAUGGAGAAGGAGUCUAAAACCACCCGAUUCUGUCUCAUCUGUAAUUAUGUCAGUCGAAUAAUUGAACCUCUGACCUCUAGAUGUUCUAAAUUCCGCUUCAAACCACUGUCAGAUAAAAUUCAACAGCAGCGAUUACUAGACAUUGCUGAUAAAGAACAUGUCAAAAUUAGCAAUGAGGGAAUAGCUUAUCUUGUUAAAGUGUCAGAAGGAGACUUAAGAAAAGCUAUUACAUUUCUUCAAAGUGCUACUCGAUUAACAGGUGGAAAGGAGAUCACAGAGAAGGUGAUCACAGACAUUGCUGGGGUAAUACCAGCUGAGACCAUCGAUGGACUAUUUGCUGCAUGUCAGAGUGGCUCUUUUGACAAACUAGAAGGUGUGGUAAAAAAUUUAAUAGAUGAGGGCCAUGCAGCCACUCAGCUUGUAAAUCAACUUCAUGAUGUGGUUGUAGAAAACGAUAACCUUUCCGACAAACAGAAAUCCAUCAUCACAGAAAAACUUGCUGAAGUAGACAAGUGCUUAGCGGAUGGUGCUGACGAACAUCUACAACUGAUCAGCCUCUGUGCUACUGUGAUGCAGCAGUUAACUCAGAAUUGCUGAAAUGUUCGUAAGAUGUUUAAAACUUACACAAAUAAAAUAACCAAAACACC
Molecule: messenger RNA, 1139 nt
Organism: Puma concolor (puma)
Lineage: Eukaryota; Metazoa; Chordata; Mammalia; Carnivora; Felidae
Source: RefSeq, a predicted model, not a curated record